Messenger RNA from Peromyscus eremicus (cactus mouse), 2551 nucleotides. RefSeq names its product pyridoxal kinase (gene Pdxk). Bases 140 to 1078 code for a protein of 312 amino acids. The record is from RefSeq and is a predicted model, not a curated record. Gene Ontology annotation, cellular component: cytosol. NCBI's taxonomy places the organism in Eukaryota, Metazoa, Chordata, Mammalia, Rodentia, Cricetidae. The transcript has 11 exons. Gene Ontology annotation, biological process: pyridoxal 5'-phosphate salvage. Gene Ontology annotation, molecular function: pyridoxal kinase activity.
GUCAGAGGAGGCGGGCAACGCGUCCAAAACCAGCGCCUGCGCGUGCUCAAGGCAACCAGGAGCAGAGACCGAGUGUGCGGCUUGGGUAGCCGGAUUCCGUGACACCACCCGAGCCACGCGCCACCACGUCCUGCCCGGCAUGGAGGGCGAGUGCCGGGUGCUCUCCAUCCAGAGCCAUGUCGUCCGAGGCUACGUGGGCAACCGGGCGGCCAUGUUCCCGCUGCAGGUUUUGGGAUUUGAGGUCGAUGCCGUGAACUCUGUGCAGUUUUCCAACCACACAGGCUACGCCCAUUGGAAGGGCCAAGUGCUGAACUCACAGGAACUCCAUGAACUGUAUGAAGGUCUCAAGAUAAACAGUGUGAAUAAGUACGACUACGUGCUCACUGGUUACACAAGAGACAAGUCCUUCCUGGCCAUGGUGGUGGACAUCGUAUGGGAGCUGAAGCAGCAGAACCCUCAGCUCGUGUACGUGUGUGAUCCCGUGAUGGGCGACAAGUGGAAUGGCGAAGGUUCCAUGUACGUCCCCCAGGACCUCCUUCCCGUGUACAGGGAGAAAGUAGUGCCCGUGGCAGACAUCAUCACUCCCAACCAGUUUGAGGCUGAGUUGCUGAGUGGCAGAAAAAUCCACAGCGAGGAAGAGGCACUGGAGGUGAUGGACAUGCUACACUGCAUGGGUCCUGACACAGUGGUCAUCACCAGCUCUGACCUGCCCUCCCCACAGGGCAGUGACUACCUGAUCGCACUGGGCAGCCAGAGGAUGCGGAAGCCUGAUGGCUCCACAGUGGCCCAACGCAUCCGGAUGGAGAUGCGCAAAGUAGACGCUGUCUUUGUGGGCACUGGGGACCUCUUCGCUGCCAUGCUUCUGGCGUGGACACACAAGCACCCAGACAAUCUGAAGGUGGCCUGUGAGAAAACUGUGUCUGCCAUGCAACACGUGCUGCAGAGGACCAUCCGGUGUGCAAAAGCUCAAGCAGGAGAAGGAAAGAAGCCCAGCCCGGCUCAGCUGGAGCUGAGGAUGGUCCAGAGCAAAAAGGACAUCGAGGACCCCGAGAUUGUGGUGCAGGCCACGGUGCUGUGAGGGCCGUGCAUUCGCCCCGACACACCGAGUGCCGGGGUCUCUGUUUUCAUCCCCGUGAAAGCUGUAACGUCUGCCUUAGAGCCAUGACUGACACUUGACAUUUUAUUCCUUCCUGAGGGUCGGGUCUCAUCCGGUCUCAAUGGUAAAAAUGUGCCAUCAUGUUUUUUUAAAAAAAUAAUAAUAACAAAAGCCGUCGCAGAAAUAUGUGACUCAGAAACAUGGCCCCUUCUCCUCCCCCAAGGCUAUGGGCCUACUGACUGUGUCUUGUUGACUCAUAGGUGUUUGGAAGGCAGGUGGAAUAGGCAAGCCUGCUGCCUGUGGACCCUUCUGUUGGUCACAGGCUGCCGUUGCCCCCAGAUUCCUGAUUGUGAUUGGACUAGGCCUGUGGUGGCACUACUUUUAAAUUGGGUUAAGUCUUAACCAUGGCAUCUGGAAGAAUUAUGCCAAAUAUCUUCAUUGCCGUUUGGGUCUUACCCUUGUUCCUGCACCAGAGUUUCUGUGUGUGUCUCUGCUGCUCUUUGUGUCUCCGAGGAUGUCACACUUACACAGCUGUGGGACUUUGGGAAGGUUUUAUAUCCUCAUGCUUGGGUAGGCACACAAGCAUGUAGUCACUGUGACAGGGACCCUUAAAGGGCCCCGAACAUUCCAGGGGAUCUGCAAGCCUCCUGGGGGUCUGCAGGAUCUCCUAUAACUUGGGAGCAACUUCUGGGAAACUGACCAACCUAGGGGUCGGCUGCUGAGCCUAAGGUGGCUUGGGAAGUUCAGGGAAGGAUGCCACCCUGGGUUCUUGUGGGAGCUCACCCAGCGCUGUGGUCCUCAGUUGGCACUGCACAUGCCAUGUGCUGCUGGGGACAGCACAUUGCUGCAGCCAUGUUUGCACAGACAGAAGGAGAGGCGGCCGUGGCAUGUGCCCCCGGUGGCAUACUUAACUGCAGGCUCCUCCCUCCAUUUCUGUACUCUGUGCCCAGCACUCACUGAGGGGCAAGAGGCCCUUAUGUGAAGCCAGCUCACGCUCUGCCUCCUUGGAAGUCCUGCUCCUAGGGGGAGCGUAUGGGCACUGUGGGUGCAGGGCCAUCUCUUAGACCCUUGCAGGAGACUGUGACAAGUUCCAUUUCCAUUGCUCAAAUGUGGCUUUCCCGACUGUACAUCUUGGAAUUUGGGGUCCCUGAGUCCUAGCUGUGAGUGGGGCUGUCCAUUUUGAUUGACCUUUAUCUCAGCAUCCACCCAUUUCCCUAUACCUCAGUUCUUGAGAUUUGCCUCUUCUGAGAAGCCACAGCCUAAGGAGCAAUGGGAGACUGGGAGAGGUGGGGACCACAUUGUGACCCCCAGGGGCAUAGGUUCUCCAGGGGUGCCUGGCUGCCACCCAUAGGUGAACCUCAGAGUGCCACACCCUACCUUAACAUAGUCCAGUGUUCCCCUUCCCCAGUUAAAAUGCCCUAGAUGGAGGAGACACCGGUCCACGUGGACUUGCAC